UAUAUAAGGUACCUUUUGACUAGUAGACUUUUCAAUAUUAUGUUAAUAAUCUUAUGGAUUUCAAACCAUUUCAAAUGCAUUUUUCAUUUAUCUUGAUUUAAAUAAUGUAUUGAAAAUAUUUUGCGUUCAUCGUCCUAUUCAUAUUUAGCGGGCAGUUCUCGUUAUGUAAAAAAGUUCGUAGCGUCGGUAAUGUUUCUACGAGAACACAGAGUGAGGUUAAUAUGAGUGCGAAAUUGAAUUUUUUAAUUAAAAAACGUUAUUUUUCAUCGUCAGUGCGUGUAAAUAAAUCUUUUUUUGUAACUACACCAAUAUUUUAUGUAAACGCAGCACCACAUAUUGGGCACUUGUAUAGCGCUGUGAUAGCUGAUACAAUACAACGAUGGCAACAUAUAAUUGAACCAAACCAGGACAUUGUAUUUAGUACGGGUACAGAUGAACAUGGUAUUAAAAUACAAAAUGCAGCCUUACAAAAUAAUGUAUUACCAAAGAACUAUUGUGAAAAUAUUUCAUCACAGUAUAAAGCACUUUUUAAUCAAUGUCAAAUUGGUUAUACUGAUUUUAUUCGUACUAGUUCGAAUAUUGCACACUUCAAUGCUGUACAACAUUUUUGGAAUGAAUUAAGAAAAUCUGGGAAGAUAUAUUCAGCAAACUAUCAAGGAUGGUAUUGUGUGCCUGACGAAACAUUUUUGACUGAGUCACAAAUAACUGAAAAACAAUUACCGGAUGGUCGCAAAAUCAAAAUAUCGAUUGAAUCUGGACAUCCUGUGGAAUGGACACAAGAACAAAAUUAUUUAUUCCGUUUAAGUGUAUUUCAACAAGAUUUGUAUAAUUGGUUAAAAACGAAUGAAAAUAUUGUAAAACCUAAAAAAUUUCAACACAUUUUAAUGGAUUGGCUUAGUGAAAAAGAAUUACCCGAUAUAUCAGUAUCGAGACCUGCAUCACGUGUACAUUGGGGUAUACCAGUACCACAAAUGGAUGCUGGUGAAGAAUCAUCUACACCAGCACAAACAAUUUAUGUAUGGUUAGAUGCACUUAUAAAUUAUUUAACAGUAGCUGGCUAUCCUGAUAUUCAUUCCAAAAAAUUUAUUAAUUCAUGGCCACCAGAUGUGCAUAUUGUUGGCAAGGAUAUUCUAAAAUUUCAUGGUAUAUAUUGGCCAGCAUUUUUAAUGGCCUGUCAGCUACCUUUACCAAAACAAAUAUUAUGCCAUUCACAUUGGACUGUAAAUGGUGAGAAAAUGUCGAAAUCGAAAGGAAAUGUUAUCGCACCUCAAGACUUAUUUGAAACAUAUACGUCCGAAGGAUUACGUUAUUUUUUAAUACGUGAAGGUGUACCACAUUCAGACGGCAAUUACAGCGAAACAAAAUUAUGUCGUAUAUUAAAUUCUGAAUUGGCUGAUACUUUUGGUAAUUUAUUGAGUCGUUGUUGUGGUAAAGCAUUGAAUCCAGAACAAAUAUUUCCAACGAUUGAUGAAGAAACAUUACAUGAACUAUGUUUAAAAGAAGAUGUUACACGUCGCUUAUUGGAAAGUGUUGAAACAUUACCCGAUAUUGUACGUGAACACUACAAUUCAUAUAAUUUUUACAAAGGUAUCGAUCAAAUUAUAACAACAUUACAUUUAACAAAUUUAUUUUUUGAAACAUUACGACCAUGGGAAUUGAAGAAAUCAAAUAAUAAAAAAUUAUUAAAUGGUUGUUUAUGUAUAACAUUGGAAACUUUACGUGUAUGCGCUAUAUUAUUACAACCAAUAAUACCACAAUUAACAAAUCAAUUGUUAACAAAAAUUAAUGUAUCAAAUACAAAACGAGAUUGGAAUUCUUUAAAACCAUUGAUGUGGCAACACUAUAAAAAGCAAUUGAUGUAUGCAAAUGACGAAACAAAUAGAAUGCAGCAACAACCAAUACCAGUACCAGUAUCGUUGACAAAUGAUAGUGUUUUACUGUUCAAACGUAUUCAAAUGCAA
Molecule: messenger RNA, 1961 nt
Organism: Chrysoperla carnea
Lineage: Eukaryota; Metazoa; Arthropoda; Insecta; Neuroptera; Chrysopidae
Gene: MetRS-m
Product: methionine--tRNA ligase, mitochondrial
Exons: 7
Biological process (GO): methionyl-tRNA aminoacylation
Molecular function (GO): ATP binding; methionine-tRNA ligase activity
Source: RefSeq, a predicted model, not a curated record